Molecule: messenger RNA, 955 nt
Organism: Cicer arietinum (chickpea)
Lineage: Eukaryota; Viridiplantae; Streptophyta; Magnoliopsida; Fabales; Fabaceae
Product: peptidyl-prolyl cis-trans isomerase FKBP16-3, chloroplastic
Molecular function (GO): peptidyl-prolyl cis-trans isomerase activity
Source: RefSeq, a predicted model, not a curated record
AAAAACAAGCACCACGAUUCGUUGCUCCAUGUUUAUUGUUCAAACUAGAUUUGGUUUAUCCAUUUGCAAACAAUAACAUCAUCAUCAUCGCAUGACACAAUAUUACAUCCUUGGAUAUGCCUAACAUGGCUUCCCCUCUGCUUCUUCCACUUUAUUCAACUUGUGGUAAAAUUCCCUCUCUUGCUGCUCCUCAAGGCAUUUCUGUUGAGAAACUUGGAAGAUUUGUUCUUAAAGUGAAGUCCUCAGAAACAAAGGAAUGCACUGCUAAUGCUACAUUUAAUACCAAUUCACGUAGAGACUUUCUUGGUUUAGCAUUAGGAGGAGUUUCUACCUUCUUCAUCCAUUCAUUUGAUGCUGCUAAUGGAGCUGGUUUGCCACCAGAGGAAAAGCCAAAAUUAUGUGACAACAAUUGUGAGAAAGAGCUUGAAAAUGUACCUAUGGUAACUACUGAAUCAGGUUUGCAAUACAAGGAUAUUAAAGUUGGGCAAGGCCCUAGUCCACCAGUUGGAUUUCAGGUGGCUGCUAAUUAUGUUGCGAUGGUUCCAUCUGGACAAAUAUUUGAUAGUUCAUUGGAGAAAGGCCAGAUUUACAUUUUCCGCGUUGGAUCUGGUCAGGUGAUAAAAGGACUCGAUGAAGGUCUUUUGAGCAUGAAAGUAGGAGGGAAACGUCGGCUGUACAUACCUGGAUCAUUGGCAUUCCCAAAAGGCCUUAAUUCUGCUCCAGGAAGACCAAGGGUGGCUCCAAACAGUCCAGUUAUAUUUGAUGUAAGUUUGGAAUAUGUACCUGGACUUGAGUUCGAUGAGGAAUCAAGUUAGGUUAGGUUGUCCAUUCCACCUUGAUUGUACGCAGUCAACCAAAAUUUAUUUAUUAACUAUGACCUUAUACAAAUACAAUUGUUAAUUCUUUUGAGGAAUAAACUUAAAACUUAUAGCUAUGUAGAGUUAUGUUGUUUGAA